CUCCUUUCCUCCAUCCUCCUCGGGUGUUUUCUCUCUCGCUCCCUCUCGCCUUUUUUCUUUUCUUUUCUUUUUUUGGGCCCCGCCUCCCCCCCGUCGGGUCUCUUGUCAUCUGCGGAUUAUGUGCGCCUGGUCCUGGUGCCAGAGACUCGCUACUGGGCGCUAACCGUCAUCCGCUGUGCUGUGCUGGUGCUUGCGAGGACAUCUCAACAAUGGCUGGCCAGAUGAUGGGUGACUUCGUGCACCAGCUGCUCCGGAGAGCGAUGGACUCGGAUACCGACCCCGACGAUGCAGAUGCUCCGGAGGCCGGCGACAAGGAGUUCUUCAGCUCCUGGGCGCUCUUCAUUCUGAUCAUGUUGUUGAUGUUCGCGCUAUUCACGAGUUACAUUCUCCAACAGAGGAAGAUUCAGGCGGUCCAUGAAACGGUCCUGUCUAUCUUUGCUGGCAUGUUCGUCGGGUUGAUUAUCCGUCUGAGUCCCGAAUCACCUAUCCAGGACAGCGUCACGUUCGACUACCAGUUCUUUUUCAACCUCCUCCUCCCUCCAAUCAUUCUGGCAUCGGGCUAUGAAUUACAUCAGGCGAACUUUUUCCGAAACAUCGGCACGAUCCUUACCUUUGCUUUCGCUGGAACCUUCAUCUCCGCCAUCGUGCUGGGACUGGUCUUGUACCUCUGGACGAGGAUCCCCUUGGAUGGGCUGAACAUUUCCUUCGUCGAGGCGAUCUCGGUGGGUGCCACUCUGUCUGCGACGGACCCGGUCACGAUUCUGGCCAUUUUCAACCUCUACAAAGUCGAGCCCAAGCUCUACACGGUCAUCUUCGGCGAGUCGAUUCUAAACGAUGCGAUCGCCAUUGUGCUGUUCGAGACCGCGCAGAAGUAUGCCGACAGCGAUGCGGGCUCCCUGACCUUCCUGAACCUGUUCGAGGCCAUUGGCGUUUUCUUGCUUGUUUUCUUUGGUAGCAUGAUGAUAGGCGUGAUCGUCGGCAUCAUGACCGCCCUGGGGCUCAAGUAUACACACGUCCGACGGGUGCCUAAGAUCGAGAGCUGCCUGAUUGUGCUCAUCGCCUAUGCCAGCUACUUCUUCUCCAAUGGCGUAUAUCUUUCAGGCAUCGUCUCUCUCCUUUUCUGCGGAAUCACGCUCAAGCAUUACGCCUACUAUAACAUGUCGCGUCGCACGCAACUGACGACGAAGUAUCUCUUCCAGGUGAUGGCUCAGCUGUCGGAGAACUUCAUAUUCAUCUACCUCGGCCUCGACCUGCUCGUGCAGAGACACCUGCAGUUCAAGCCGUUGUUCAUCCUGGUGGCCGUUUUCGGUAUCUGUAUCGCGCGAUACCUCGCGGUCUUCCCGUUGUCCAAGGCGAUCAACUGGUUUAUCCGGUACCGCGCCCGUCGCCGUGGGAUGGAUGUCGCCGACGAGCUCCCGUUCGCCUACCAGGCCAUGCUAUUCUGGGCGGGUCUGCGUGGAGCUGUCGGGGUGGCGUUGGCCGCGGGCCUGAAGGGGGUCAAUGCCCCGGCGCUGCGGGCCACCGUCCUCGUGGUGGUGGUGCUGACCGUCAUCAUCUUUGGCGGCACGACCGCGCGGAUGCUGGAGAUCCUCGGGAUCCGGACGGGGGUGGUCGAAGAGAUCGAGUCGGACGAUGAGUUUGACAUCGAGGUCACCAACGGCGGCACCUACUACAAACGCUCCGACACGGGGCUGGGAUACACGCCGCGCCGGAUGGACUCGACCAUCCCGCUGGACGGCGUGCCACGGGGCGAUCUGGACCGGAACAACAGCUACUCGAGCGGCAACAACCGCCACGCGCGGCUCUACUCGAAUGCAUACAACCAGAAGGACACGAACGCCAGCCGCGACCGGUCCUCGACGGCCACGCUGCUGGGGGGUGGCGCCCGCAGCCACAGCCACAGCGACAGCGACGCGGCGAGCGAGGACGAGUUCGGGCUGCGGACGACGACCGGGAAGGGUCGUGCGGUGGAGGCUGACCAGCUGGAUGCGUUCGACCUCGACGUGGACGAUGGCCCGUCUGACGACGACCUGCCCCCGUCGGCCCCGGCCCCGACCACCUCGCGACUGCGGCGCUCGCCGUCGCAGCCGCAACAGUACCUGGGGUCCGCGCAAGACCCCCCUCCGGCCAGCACGUCGCCCACGCGACGGGACACGCUGAGCGCCCGCGAUGCCAUUCGCGACCUGUUCUCGGGAGGCCCGUCCGGGGAUCACGCGGCGUGGUUCCGGCAGCUGGACGAGGAUUAUAUCAAACCGCGCCUUCUGCUGGACCAGUCGAACCACAAGGGACCCGGCGCCGUUUAGAUGAGAUUCCGCAUGUACUUAUAAUGCACGCACUGUCUGCUUCCUGUUCCAUCGCGUUUCCCCGCCCGUGCCCACGCGGGAUUGGGCUCCUGCCUCCUUUCCUCUCUCCUCUGUUCGUUCGAUUGUAGUUUCGCACCGUUUGCUUGCGAUACCCAUCACUAAGUCGCGGGAGGCACUGACAGGUCACUGUGCUUGUGUCGCUUUGCAUGUAUCUAACUAUUAUAUCUUGGGCACACCGGGGUCUGGACACCCCGGAAGAAGGGAUUUCCUUUCUUCUUUCUUAUUUUCCGC
This is a messenger RNA of Aspergillus heteromorphus CBS 117.55, 2594 nucleotides long. RefSeq names its product bifunctional K:H/Na:H antiporter NHX1. NCBI's taxonomy places the organism in Eukaryota, Fungi, Ascomycota, Eurotiomycetes, Eurotiales, Aspergillaceae. The coding region runs from base 210 to 2303 and encodes 697 amino acids. Gene Ontology annotation, biological process: sodium ion transport; proton transmembrane transport; vacuolar acidification. Gene Ontology annotation, cellular component: fungal-type vacuole membrane; early endosome; late endosome. Gene Ontology annotation, molecular function: sodium:proton antiporter activity. The record is from RefSeq and is a predicted model, not a curated record. The transcript has 6 exons.